Molecule: messenger RNA, 2377 nt
Organism: Symphalangus syndactylus (siamang)
Lineage: Eukaryota; Metazoa; Chordata; Mammalia; Primates; Hylobatidae
Gene: MAD2L1BP
Product: MAD2L1 binding protein
Biological process (GO): regulation of exit from mitosis
Cellular component (GO): nucleus
Source: RefSeq, a predicted model, not a curated record
GGCUAAUUUUUGUAUUUUUAGUAGAGACAGGGUUUCACCAUGUUGGCCAGAAUGGUCUCAAACUCCUGACCUCGUGAUCCACCUGCCUUGGCCUCCCAAAGUGCUAGGAUUACAGGCGUGAGCCACUGUGCCUGGCCUCUUGUCAGUCUAUUUCUAUUCCUCCUCCUCCUUGUAAAUCAAUCCCCAAGUUAUGUUCACUGGACCUCCUAAAUAUCUCGAGUUUACCCAAUUAUCUCCAUCCUACUGUGACUACGCUAGGUUAGGCUGCUUUCAUCAAGUACUCGGGUAGUUGCACUACCUCUAACUGGUAUCCCGGCCUCCUCUCUUAUCCUCUCUGUAAUCCAAUCUCUACCCUGCAGCCAGGGUAGAGAUUAAAUUUAUAAGAUGUAAAUUUAAUCAUGCCACUCUCCUACUUAAACCUUUCAAAGCUUCCCCAUCUGCCUACAGGAUCAAGUCCAAACUCUCACGUGGCUUAUACGGUCCUACCAUGAUCUGGCUCCUGUUGUUCACUACAGCCUUAACUCUUUAUAAUAUGAACUCUUUUCAUUCCUUGUACAGAGUAUGCUCUUGUCUCAAGGUCUCCAGGAGCACUAGGCCCUCCUCUUUACCUUGCUGACUUAUGCUACAGGUCACACCUUCACACAUUUCUUCUGGGACCACUCCUUCCCAGCCCCUACCCUCUGUGGGUCAGGCACUCUUGUUUUUCACUUCCACACCCCGUGCACACUCUUCUGUAUAAUUCAUCAUAUUGUAUUGUAUCUACAGGCAGUGAACCCCUUGAGCACGGGGCCCGCGCCUGGCUUGUUUCUCCGCCGAGUCUCCAGCACCUAGGACAGGGCCUGGCACGAAGUAGGUGCACAGUGAGUAGUGAAUACUGGAGUGAAUAGGUGCAAGAGGGCUGGUGUCUUUUGGAAAGCAGCGCUCAGUGGCUGAGAACUCCUGGGUUCCCUGCUGGGCAAGGGUUAGGCGUACAUUUGCCAGGGUGUUAAAGAAGGAACGCAGAGUUCAAAUCCCAACUCCACUUAGCCUUCCCCACACUGCGGCGGCGCCGCGCCUUUUUUCCGACCCAACUGAGCCGGAAGCGGAGGCUCGGGCUUCCCAUGAUGCCCCGCGAGACCUUUAUUCUAACCGCAAGGAGUAGCCGUAGGGAGGUCGUGAUGGCGGCGCCGGAGUCGGAGGUUCUGUCCCCAGCCGCAGUUCCUGAUUUGGAGUGGUAUGAGAAGUCCGAAGAAACUCACGCCUCCCAGAUAGAACUACUUGAGACAGGCUCUACGCAGGAACCUCUCAACCCUUCGGAGUCCUUUUGCCCAAGAGACUGCAUGGUACCAGUGGUGUUUCCUGGGCCUGUGAGCCAGGAAGGCUGCUGUCAGUUUACUUGUGAACUUCUAAAGCAUAUCAUGUACCAACGCCAGCAACUCCCUCUGCCCUAUGAACAGCUUAAGCACUUUUACCGAAAACCUUCUCCCCAGGCAGAGGAGAUGCUGAAGAAGAAAUCUCGGGCCACCACUGAGGUGAGCAGCAGGAAAUGCCAACAAGCCCUGGCAGAACUGGAGAGUGUCCUCAGCCACCUGGAGGACUUCUUUGCGCGGACACUAGUACCGCGAGUGCUGAUUCUCCUUGGGGGCAAUGCCCUAAGUCCCAAGGAGUUCUAUGAACUCGACUUGUCUCUGCUGGCCCCCUACAGCGUGGACCAGAGCCUGAGCACAGCAGCUUGUUUGCGCCGUCUCUUCCGAGCCAUAUUCAUGGCUGAUGCCUUUAGCGAGCUUCAGGCUCCUCCACUCAUGGGCACCAUCGUCAUGGCACAGGGACACCGUGACUGCGGAGAAGAUUGGUUUCGACCCAAGCUCAACUAUCGAGUGCCCAGCCGGGGCCACAAACUGACUGUGACCCUGUCAUGUGGCAGACCUUCCAUCCGAACCAUGGCUUGGGAAGACUACAUUUGGUUCCAGGCACCAGUGACACUUAAAGGCUUCCGCGAGUGAAUGAGUGCUUCUUAAUCCUAAAAACACAAUGGCUGAAUUAUCUUUCUCCACGUGGCACGGAAUCACCCAUCUAGGUUGGAGCUAGAGUUGCUUCCUGGUGAGAGAGGAAGCAACUCUCCUGGUUGUCGGCCUCCCUCCUCAGAUUUCCUGACAGGCUGAUGGCAACGUGGCUGUAAUCAUUGCUGAACAACAUCUCUUUGAAUCAAAGGUUGAUUUUCCCAGAGGUGCUGGGUCAGGCGAUUCUGUUAGGGGUUGGAAAGCAAAGAUGGGUCCAUAGACACUCUAUGGAGGUGUCCCUUUCUGCUCUUUGCUGUGUCCUUUCAGAAUUUUUACCAGGAACAUAAUGUGGAUGUGACUUAUAAACUUAAAUAUAAAAUAAAUAGAUUCUUAUUAUA